Priapulus caudatus is the source of this 3813-nucleotide messenger RNA. RefSeq names its product putative sodium-coupled neutral amino acid transporter 10. The transcript is spliced from 5 exons. The record is from RefSeq and is a predicted model, not a curated record. Bases 31 to 1683 code for a protein of 550 amino acids. Lineage: Eukaryota; Metazoa; Priapulida; Priapulimorpha; Priapulimorphida; Priapulidae.
CACGAGCACCACAUCAGCGGGAAAACGGUGAUGCCGGACCGCCGAUUCAAGGGCAUCACCGCGACGACGCUCAUCCUCUGCCUCCUGCUGGGAAUCGUCGUUCCAAACGUUGAGACGAUUCUAGGGCUGACUGGGUCGACCAUGGGCAAUGCAAUCAACCUCAUCAUUCCAGCCCUUCUCUUCAUUCUGCUGAUAUCCAAGCAGACGAGUGAGAAAUUUAUGGCUCAGUUUGUACUCGUCAUGGGCAUCGCCAUCUUCGUCGCCAGCACCUACGUCACGCUGAACUCGGCGCGGGAGAGCGCAGAGGUGGCGCCGCCUGUCGAGGCGCGAGCGGACGUCGCGAUGGUCGUGGACGACAAUAGAGCGGUGCAGGCGACCAUCGUAUACUUAGCGGACAUCCUUGAGAAGGAGAAGAAGAAGUUGGAGGGUGGCGACGUCAAACCCGACGGAGACGGGAAAGCCAACGAUGAAGACAAAGAGUUGCUAGAGAAGAAAGUGGAGAGAGAAGCCGGAGAGGAGGGCCUGAGGGAGAAGAGGUUGGAACCGGCUAUCCCGGAGGCACCCGACGAGCCUCCCAGAAAACAGGAAGGGAAGAGCGAGGUGAAGGACAGCGAGAGUCGCGACAGAGACGGCAACAAUGCGGGCGACGACGAGGAAAGGAGAGAGGAGCCGCUGGAGAUUGCCGCGGGGAAGGCAGACGAACAGGUCGUCGCGAAAGGAAACUCGGAGAAGCGAGCGGAGAAACUGAGGUUAUUCAAGGAGAAGGCCGGAAAGAAGAAGCAGCAGCAGAAGUGGCAACAGGAGGAGGAGGAGGCAGCAAAGGAGGUGCUUAUCCCGGUUGACGAGGAGGAGAAGGCUGAGAAGGAGGAGGAGGAGGAGGCGAAACAGAAGGUCGCAGAAGAGAAGCAGGAGAAGUUGCUGGAGAAGCUGGAGCAGCAGCAGGAGCAGCAGCAGCAGCUGAUCGUUCAGCAACAGCAGAUCAUAGAGGCGCUGAAGAAACACAAGGAGGACGACGACAAGGAGAGCCAAGACAAGGAAGACCAAGCGAAGCUGGAACUGCAGCAGAACGUUGUUCAGCAAAAUGUUCUGCUGCAGAAUGUUCCACAACAGGAUGUUCCACAGCAAAAUGUUCCACUGCAAAACGAUCCACAGCAGAAUGUUCCAAUGCAAAACGUUCCACAGCAAAACGUUCCACUGCAGAAUGUUCCUCAGCAAAAUGUUCCACUGCAGAAUGUUCUACAGCAGAAUGUUCCACUCCAAAAUGUUCCACUGCAGAAUGCUCCUCAGCAAAAUGUUCCACUGCAGAAUAUUCCACAGCAAAAUGUUCCACAGCAAAAUGUUCCACUGCAGAAUGUUCCACUGCAAAAUGUUCCACAGCAAAAUGUUCCACUGGCAGAAUAUUCCACAGCAGAAUGUUCCACUGCAGGAAAUGUUCACGCAAGUCAGCAAAAUGUUCCAGCACAAAUGUUCACUAAGGCAAAAUGUUCCAUUACAAAAUGUUUCCACUACAAAAUGUUCCACAGCAAAAUGUUCCACAGCAAAAUGUUCCACCCCAAAACGUUCUGCAGCAGAAUAUUCCACAGCAAAAUGUUCCACUGCAGAAUCUUCCACAGCAAAAUGUUCCACAGCAGAAUAUUCCUCAGCAAAAUGUUCCACAGCAGAAUAUUCCACAAGGAGGGAUGACAAUCCAGCAGGGAGCAGUGCCAGUAGAUGCUAAUCAAGCCUUAAAACGGCAGGAAGGAAACCUUCACCCUCUGCCGAACAUCAACCAAAACUUUGCGCCGCAGAACAACGCUCCUGCACAGAACAUCGACGUCAACGUCAAACCCGCACUCAACGCCGACACUGAAUUCGUGGUCCGCGAAAACCUUCCAGCACUGAACGCGAAUCGUAAAGCCGUGCCCCGGGAGAAACCCGCGUUGAACGCUAACCGUAAAUUCGUGCCCCGACCCGACCCACGCCACGGCGCGGCCGCGGCUGCCGCGGGGGCCGGGGUCCAGCAGUCGAGGAAGAGCCUCGCGCUACCCGGCAAGCAGGACGUCGGUCAAGCUGCCCGCGUCGUUCCCGCCGUGCCCGAAUACGUCAGCCUCGGCUCUGACGAUGCAGACCGGCCGCUAGGGGGCGCUAAGCGAACGGGCGAGGACGUCCUUCUUCAGGACGCGUCCGCGAGGAGGGUUAGCGCCCCUGUCGGUAACGCGAUCGGGGAGUAGGAGCGAGGGUCGCGUCUAGUCUCCCGCGCGGCGAUGGCGAGGCGGUGGUGGGGAGGGGUUCCAACGUGAGCGAGGUGCGGGUCGGAGAAUUCCUCUGCAGACGAGGACUGCUGCGAUCGAAGCCACUGCGCUUGCGGUCAACGGAGACCCAAGGUCACGGUCACAGUCAAGGUCACGGUCGUCGUCGCGAAACCACGAAGCUGCGGCGUUAUGACCGCAGAAAGGUGGCGUAAUAAAAGCAGCGUUUGCGCGUUUCAAGCGUUGAGAUGUGCCGAAGGUGGCUCAAUGGAGGAACCGAUCGUGUUUGAAGCGUUGAGAUCUGCGCGAACGUGCUUCCUAUGGCAACGUCGUUUACUGUGGAGUCUCGAUGACAUCCGCGUGGUUCCACGUCGUCUGCACUGACGUCAUCAGUUUUUGCGUUUCUUGCGGCUGACGUAGCUGGGGGCUGUGCAGUCCCCCCCCCCCCUGCUGCAGCAACGGUCGCUAUGUGGCUAUGGCGCUUGGUGUGAAUACUAAAGCUCGCUUGGUUGUUAUUAUAUGGCGUCUUUCUGACGGAAAACUUGCUCAAAUGAAUGGCACGCGGGGCUAGAUCGCCUGACGGUUAGGCAAUGCCUCGCAAGCUACGCUGAAACGCUUCACUCGUGUAUCAAGCAGUAUUAUGGCAUCGUGUUGUCACUGCUUAGUCAGACGUACUAUCACAUAUGCAGUUCAUUUGAUCGCGUGGCAUGUAUCGGUAUUAAUGUCUAUACUGGCGCAUCUUGAUUGACAGUUUUCACACGUUGAAACAGUAACGACCAUGACUUUUCUUCGAAAUAAUUUCAAACUGUUUGCAGAGUGAGCUCGUUGUAAGGUGAGAUCGUAAUAUAAUGGCAACACUAUUAACGGGCGUUUUGUCAUUGGUGUGGUCUGCAAAAGCAGUCUAGCAGAUACACUGACUGCACACGUGGGGAGAAGAUAGGGGCAGCAGUUCAGUAAGCAUUUAUUAAGUAGUUAAUAACAGCAGUUAUUAAGAAAGCAAAAUCCAUUCUUCACGUGACAAUCUCGAGGCCUGCUGAUGGAUCUAUGUUAUCAAGUGGAGUUCAGUUUAGUUUUUCUCGCUUCUUUGUUGUAUUCAAGCAUAGUAGGUUUUUAUCAUACAAGGUGGUUUUACUCGUUACAAUUACUUUGAAAGUUGGGUUGGAAAGCUAAGAGCCGAAUGACUAUAGGCUUAUGAGAGAAAGUGUCGGGAAGGAUGAGAUGAGGUGCAUAGGGGCCUGAUGUUAAGUAAGCACAGGCUACAGGACAAAUACACAACAUAUAAGCCAAAGCGCGCGCCUGUAUUCGUCGUGUACUGACUUUUAAUGAAACGCCCCCUGUUUGUAUAUAUAUAUAUUAAUUAUAUAAGGAGUGGUAUGCCAUUUAAUGAAAUCGUGAGUCAAUGGUGUUCAGCAGUUGUUAUUAUGAAAUCAUUACCAACUGUAUGUGAUAUUUAGUCUAAAUACAGUGAUAACAAAUAAAACCCCUGAUGAUAUUGUGGACCGGGCCAUUUGUCUAUAUGAUGAACAACAUAUAUAAAACAAUGUCCAUGUAUGUGGGUAAUAAAUUAUUUUUUUAUAUAUGAAAA